Molecule: messenger RNA, 2589 nt
Organism: Henningerozyma blattae CBS 6284
Lineage: Eukaryota; Fungi; Ascomycota; Saccharomycetes; Saccharomycetales; Saccharomycetaceae
Gene: CDC4
Product: SCF ubiquitin ligase complex subunit CDC4
Exons: 1
Coding region: 1-2589 (862 amino acids)
Biological process (GO): proteasome-mediated ubiquitin-dependent protein catabolic process; ubiquitin recycling
Cellular component (GO): nucleus; cytoplasm
Molecular function (GO): ubiquitin binding
Source: RefSeq, a predicted model, not a curated record
AUGUCGACAAACCUGAACCCAUCAUUACAAGGAUCACAUACUCUUCCUUCAUCUACUGAUUCUAGCACUAAAGUGAAUUUGAAUUCGAAUUUCUCCAUGUUCAAUACUUCGAUACCACCUAAAUAUCCAUUAAAAUCAAUCCCGAUCCCAUAUCAGUAUCAAAUACAUGAUAAUACCUCUACUUUGAUUAAUUUAAACAAUUCAAGUUCCUAUAUUCCUACGAAUUCUAAAAAGAGAAGGAACAGUGAUAAAUUUCAAAUAUUAUCCAAAGCAACUAUCGAAAAUGAUUUGAUAAAUAAUAGUACCAAUAACACUAGCACGAUAACAUCAACAAAUACAUCAGCCUCCACUAUGAACAAUAACUCUCAUCAUGGUAAUGUUAUGGUGAAUUAUCCAACAGGGUUAACGACAAAUACAAAUUCUACUUCAAAUAGUAUAAUGAGUUCCACGGGGGAAAAUAAUAAAAAGAUUAGAAUUUCGAAAUCAAAUAGUAAUAAUAAUUUGAAAUACUUGAAUAUGAAUAAAUCACCAACUACUGCAACUACAAAUACUAGCAUCAAUAAUACUACGAUCUCGAAUAAUACAAAUAUAUCAUCGACUGUACAGGAGACAACUACUCCUACAGAAUCGACAACUACUUCGAAUAUUAACGCUACUACCAUACUUAAUAAUGAUGUAGUAUUGGAUGAUGCUCUGCCGUUAUCUCCAGUCGCAUCACCAGGUUUAGAUCAAUCUAUGGAUUCAUUAUUACCUGUAUCAACUAAUUCAAUUCUUACCGCUAAUAAUAAUACUAUAACUAAUAACAAUAACACUGCUAAUAGUAUACAUACAACAGAGAUUAUGUCAAAUUAUACAAACGAUAUUCUUAAUAAUAUUAAUAAUCAAUUACCGGAACAAUGUAUAAAGAAUUUAUUAUUCAAAUUGAUCUCCAGUUUAAAUAGAUCUGAAAUAUCUGAUCUAUCGACUUUUUUGAAAGAUAAUUUACAAAGAGAUUUCAUAACUUCCUUACCAGUUGAAGUGGCAUUAAAGAUUUUAAUUAAUCUCUCAUUCAUAGAUAUCAUUAAUUGUUUACAAACUUGUAAAAAUUGGAAUCGGUUAAUUAUAAAUACCCCAUAUCUUUGGAAACAUCUUUUAAUUAAUGAAAGUUUUGUCUCUCCAGAUAACUUUAACAAUUAUUCUAAAAAAAUAUCAUUAGAGUAUCCACAAUUUAACUCAGAAGAAUUAUGUUAUAGAUAUGAUUUCUUAAAGAAAUUAAAAAUUUUGAAAAAUUGGUAUAACCCAUUUUAUUUACCAAAGAGAACAACUUUAUUAGGUCAUAUGACAAGCGUUGUCACUUGUUUACAAUUCGAAGAUAACUAUAUUAUUACUGGUGCUGAUGAUAGAAUGAUUAGAGUUUAUGAUUCAAAAUUGAAAAAAUUUCUCUUGGAAUUAGCUGGGCAUGAUGGCGGUGUUUGGGCUUUAAAAUAUGAUGAAGAUGGUAUCCUUGUAAGUGGUUCUACAGAUCGUACAGUUAGAGUUUGGGAUAUAAAACGUGGUUGUUGUACACAUAUUUUUAAAGGACACACAUCUACUGUGCGUUGUUUAGAUAUUGUAAAAUAUAAAAAUACAAAAUAUAUCAUUACAGGUUCAAGAGAUACUACGUUACAUGUUUGGAAAUUACCCUAUUCUGUAGAAGAAUAUGAUGAUAUUAAACUUAAAACUAUUAAUGAGCCAAUCCUAUAUCAAACUACUCAAGAUAAUCCAUUUUUCGUGGGGAUAUUAAGAGGUCAUUUAGCUUCUGUUAGAACCGUUUCUGGUCAUGGGAAUAUUGUUGUAAGUGGAUCUUAUGAUAAUAAUCUUAUCGUAUGGGAUAUUAUUCAAAUGAAAUGUUUAUAUAUCUUAACUGGGCAUACAGAUCGUAUAUAUUCCACAAUUUAUGAUCAUAAGAGAUCAAGGUGUAUAUCUGCAAGUAUGGACUCCACAAUAAGAGUUUGGGAUUUAAAAGAUAUUUGGAAUAAUGGUAAAUGUGCAAGAGUAAUGAACUCCAUACCAUGUAUGAAAAUUUCAGGUUCUUUGUAUACUUUACAAGGACAUACUGCUCUAGUAGGGUUAUUAAGAUUAUCAGAUAAAUAUCUUGUAAGUGCAGCUGCUGAUGGAUCAUUAAGGGGAUGGGAUUCAGAUGAUUAUUCAAGGAAAUUUGCCUACCAUCAUAAUAAUUUAAGUGCAAUUACAACUUUCUAUAUGAGUGAUAACUUGCUAGUAAGUGGUUCUGAAGGUCAGUUCAAUGUCUACAAUUUAAGAUCAGGUAAAUUAGUCCAUGCAAACCUUUUAUGUGAUGCUGAUCAAAUUUGGUCUGUUAAUUUUAAAGGUAAUAUGUUGGUGGCAGCAGUGGAGAAAGAUGGCCAAAGCUAUGUUGAAUUGUUAGAUUUCGAAUCUUUUGCUUCAUCAAAUGAUUCUAAUGAGAAAGAUAAUCAUGAAACAGAAAAUGAAGGAACAGGAGAACAAGAUGAAGAGGAUGGUGACGAAGAGGUGCAUGAUACUAAUUCCUAUACAAAUUCUCAACGAGAAGGCUUGGCAACUAAUGCAACAACCGACUCACCUGCAUCAUGA